Messenger RNA from Sebastes umbrosus (honeycomb rockfish), 1630 nucleotides. RefSeq names its product secretin receptor. The record is from RefSeq and is a predicted model, not a curated record. Gene Ontology annotation, cellular component: plasma membrane. Gene Ontology annotation, biological process: adenylate cyclase-modulating G protein-coupled receptor signaling pathway; cell surface receptor signaling pathway. Gene Ontology annotation, molecular function: peptide hormone binding; G protein-coupled peptide receptor activity; secretin receptor activity. Lineage: Eukaryota; Metazoa; Chordata; Actinopteri; Perciformes; Sebastidae.
AUGGAAAAAAGGAACCUGUCUGAUACAACAAUGAAAAAAGUUGGACUUCUUGGAGUGCUGCUGUUACCCAUGGUAAAAUCGUCAUCAGGGUGUCAUCCUCAUGUUAGUCUUGUGAAAGAGGAAGAAAAGUGCAUGACAGACCUGCUACUUGUUAAGUCACACAAAGCAACAGAAAACAAUAUCAGUGUCCACUGUAAGGGAAUGUGGGAUGACCUGAACUGCUGGCCUCCUGCGUCUCUUGGCGAAACCGUCUCUCAGCCGUGUCCAGACUUCUUCAGUUCGGAUGGUAAAGUGCAUCGUAACUGCACCGCCAGUGGCUGGACAGACCCACUAAUCCCACAUGAAGAUGCAUGUGGCUACUCUUUCAAUGAGGCGUUCCACUUUCUUGGAGAGUCCUCAGAUUCCCAUCUGUAUUUCUCCUACGUAAAGACGAUGUACACGGCCGGAUACACGCUCUCUCUCAUCACCCUCACCAUCGCUGUCACCAUAUUCUGUCUGUUUAGAAAGCUGCACUGUACCAGGAACCACAUUCACAUCCAGCUGUUCGUCUCCUUCAUCCUGAGGGCCAUCUUCAUCUUCAUCAGAGACUCUCUGCUAUUUACUAAUGAAGAGUUCUACCACUGCGACUACUACCCGGUGGCGUGUAAGGUCGUGCUGAUGUUCUCCAACUACUCCAUCCUGGCAAACUACAGCUGGCUGCUGGCGGAGGGCCACUUCCUCUUCACCCUGGUGAGCCGCUCCUUCUUCUCCCUGAAGAAGCACCUCGCCUGGUACAUCGUCCUGAGCUGGGGUUUACCUGUGAUUGUUAUCGUCUCCUGGGGAUGUGCCAAAUAUUUUUAUGAAGACGAAGGCUGUUGGGAAACCAGGAGACAUGGAUGGAUUUGGUGGAUACUUCGAGUGCCAGUGCUUCUGACUAUAUUUAUGAACCUCAUCUUUUUCUUGGGCAUUUUGAGGAUACUGGUGAACAAACUCAGAAUGCCGGAUGCACAGAGGAACGAAUUCAGCCAGUAUAAGCGGCUGAUCAAAUCCACAUUUUUUCUGGUGGCUCUGUUUGGUCUGCAUUACAUCCUGUUUGUGUUCUUGCCCGUUGAAGUCAGCAGCUUGGUGUUUAAGAUAUGGACUUUUGCAGAGCUGGCUCUGUCAUCCACGCAGGGUUUUGUGGUCGCUGUGCUCUACUGCUUCAUGAACGGAGAGGUGCAGCAAGAGUUUCAGAGGAGGUGGAGGAGGUGGAGGCUGACUCAGCACCUCCCCAGUCGGCGCAGGCAGCAACACGGCUCUAUCAGCCACAGCGGGUCUCCCCACACACAGGUUUCCCUGCUGCCCUGCUCUCCAGGCAGCCCGACAACCAGCGGACUCCCCGUGGAUACUGUGGAGAUGUGAUUCAAGCUGGGAUUGGCUCAUUUUCCUCACUCUCACACGUCGAUACAUAAUGGAUCCUGGCUUUUGUGCUGGCAGCCAAUUAGUGCGCAACUGCAGCUUGAGUGUUUUAAUACUGUCAAAUGCAUAUUUUUCUAAUCUCUGGAGUGUUUUUAUUUAAUGACAUAAGAAUGUAAAAUGUACUAUGGAGGCCCAGUUGGCGAGCUGCCAGGCUUACUUGUUUGUAGUACUUAUAAUAAAGUCUCAAAAUUAA